GCGACGGCCGGCGGCCGCCGCGGAGCGGGAUGGUGAGCGCGGCCUGUCCCGGUGCACCGGGCCCGGCCCGGCCCCUCCGCGCCGCUUCCCCGGGGUCCCCGGUCACAGCCCCUCUGUCCCCGCAGCCCGCCCGCAGCCAGUCCCGGUGCCGGCGCAGGAGGAGGGCCCGCAGCGCGGCGGCGGAUGAGAUGGUGCUCAGGGAGGGCCAGAGCCUGCAGCCAUCGUGCUCCAACAGCCCCGUCGUGAUCCUUCGAGAUGGCAGACUGCCCCGAACGUCACCCACUGGCGAGCACAAGCCCAAGACCACCCGUCUCAUCACCAAGGACUUGAUCCGUGACCUCGUCAUCCCUGCAGAGAACCCAGCAGCAUCCCUCAUUAUCGGUCGGGAGGAUUUCCAGCGCAUUAAAGAAGCAGCUCGAGUCCUGACCAAGGAGGAGCGUGAGGCCAAGCUGGCAGCCCUCAAAGCGGAGACAGAAGCAGUUCUCGAGGCAGUGAGCGAGCGCAAGAACCUGGCGAAGCAAAAGGCCAUCCGGCAGCAGCAGGUGGGGAAGCUGAGCGAGCUGGAGGAGGCGGCGCAGGAGCGGGCCCAAUACCUGCUGCAGCGGGCGAGCAGGAUGCGCAUGGAGCAGGAGGACGAGAUCAAGGAGUUCAGCGAGCUGGUCCUCGGUGCCAAGUGCCACAUGAUCCGUGACACGCAGAUCCUCGAGAAGCAGCUCAUCGCGAAAGAGCUGGAGGAAGAAGAGAAGCGCCUGGCCAACAUGAUGGAGGUGGAGAGGAAGAAAGCCAACGAGAUGCAGGAGGAACUGGAGCGCAGGAGGAAGCAGGAGCUGAUCAGAGGGAGGCAGGAGCUUGUGAAGCAGAUGGAGCAGAAUGCGGAGGAGCGGGCUCUGAGAGCCGUGCAACGGGACCAGGAGGCACAGGAGGUGCUGGAGUACCUGGAGCGGCUGAAGAUGGAGGACCUGAAGGACUUGGAGCGGAGACAGGAGCAACAGAAGAAAAUCCAGGCUGAGAUUAAACGCAUCAACGAUGAGAACCAGAGGCUCAAGGAGGAGCAGCGGGAGCAGGAGAGGAUGGCAGAUGAGCGGGUGCUCGAGUACCAGAGGCAGAAAAUGAAGCGUGAGGCCGAGUUCGAAGCUGAGCAGGAGAGAAUCCGUUGGGAGAAGGAGAAGGAGACAGCACGCUUGAGGGCCAUGCAGGAGAGGGCCCAGGACCACCAGGCAGAGCAGGAUGCGCUGAGGGCCAAGCGCAGCCAAGAGGCUGCUGAGCGAGAGUGGCGGCGCAAGGAGAAGGAGGCGGCACAGAAGAAGGCUGAGAUGGAGCAGAUGCUGAAGCAGAGCCGCCUGGAGCAGAUUGCUCAGCGGGAGCACAGCAUGGCCGUGCAGGCGCAGCAGGACCGCCACGAGUUCGAGAGGAUCCUCAGGGCUCAGCAAGAGAAGAUGGAGAAGGAGAAGGUGGAGGAAGCGCAGAGGGCAGGUCUGCGGCUCGCCCAUGCUAACGACGUCCGGUGCCAGAUGCGGGAGCGUCAGCAGCAGCUAGCGCAGGAGCGGGUGGCUGCCUUCGAGGAGUGCCAGCGGCUGGAGGAGGAGGCCCGCCAGCGCAGCCAGCGCAUCACCCAGCUCAAGCAACAGAAGAUGCAGGAGCUCAGAGCUGCUGGCAUCCCCGAGAAGUAUUGUGCCCAGGUGGAGCGGAAGGCCCUGAGCCUAACAAGUGCAGCCCCUGGCCAGGCUCAGCCCCAUGAGGAGCAGAGCUCCAGUUUCCCAGUGACUUAGAGGGUUCCAUUUUCUUAGGCUGAGUUUUCUAUGAACAAAGAUGUUUAUGGAGCAGA
This is a messenger RNA of Tyto alba (common barn owl), 1825 nucleotides long. Its product is annotated as cilia- and flagella-associated protein 45. Lineage: Eukaryota; Metazoa; Chordata; Aves; Strigiformes; Tytonidae. The record is from RefSeq and is a predicted model, not a curated record.